CUUUGCUUCAGAGUGAAACGCGCAUGCGCAGAGAUGAGGAAGCGUUGCGCCAGCUCAGCUGACAGCGACAACAGCAGCAGCCAGGUGAUGAUGGCAGACUCUGCAAGUAGCGACGAAGUAGCUGUGAUCGGCAAUACCGACCUUACUUCAUCCGAAUCAGAGAACAACUUGAUAAACACGAUGGUUGAAAGGGGGACAGCUCUGUUGAACAAAAUGGAGAUAAAUGUGGCUGAGGCAGAGAAGAGAACAGGGAAGAACACAGUUAACAUGCAGGAGACCUACACUGUCUACCUCAUAGAAACAAGACCGGCUGAAACUGUUCAAGAGGGAGGUACACCAGCCAUACCUGACACUCUGUGGAGACGUUACAGUGAAUUUGAGCUGCUCAGAAUGUACCUGUUGGUCACAUACCCGUACAUCAUCAUUCCCCCACUGCCAGAGAAAAGGGCAGAGUUCGUGUGGCACAAGUUGUCGGCAGACAACCUUGACCCAGACUUUGUUGAGCGACGGAGAGUCGGCUUAGAGAACUUCCUGUUACGCGUAGCAUCACAUCACGUCCUUUCUAAUGACAAGAUCUUCUUCAAUUUUCUCACUGAGGAAAAGGGAUGGAGGGAGGCUGUAUUUGAGACAGGUUUCCAAGACAAGGCUGACCCCAGGCUAAAAUCUUUGAGUGCUAUGUUCAGAGUAAAGAACCCUGACAAGCGAUUCAUAGCAUUAAAGCACUAUGGUGAUGAACUGAACACCAUCAUCUCUCAACUACUUAGGGUGCGCGCGAGAGUAGCAGACCGGUUGUAUGGCGUUUACAAAGUUCAUGGUAACUAUGGGCGAGUUUUCAGUGAAUGGAGUGCUAUUGAAAAAGAAAUGGGAGACGGACUGCAGAGUGCUGGCCACCACAUGGAUACAUAUGCUGCAUCAAUAGAUGAUAUUCUGGAGGAAGAAGAGCACUAUGCUGACCAACUGAAAGAAUACUACUUCUACACUGAUGCCGUCAGGUCGGUGUGUAGGAAACAUGAGUUGAUCCAGUAUGAAUUGGAGAUGGUAGCGCAGGAUUUCGCCAACAAGAAACAACAGAAGGAAGAGCUAGCGACUGGGACUGUGCGAGUCUUUUCCCUGAAGGGCAUGACCAGCAAACUGUUUGGUCAGGAGAGCCAGGAGCAGAGGGAGAUCAGGUUGGCAGCCCUGGAGCAGAGUAUCUGUGAGGGAGAGGAAUUGGUGAAAUUGAAGAACACAGAGUGCCAAGAGUUUGUGCGAACAGCCUGGGAAGACAUAGAGCGCUUUAAGGAGCAGAAGGACAGAGAUUUGCGUGAGGCACUCAUCAGCUAUGCUAUUAUGCAAAUCAGCAUGUGUAAGAAGGGAAUUCAAGUAUGGUCCAAUGCCAAGGAGUGUUUCAACAAAAUGUGAGACACUAUCCCAGCCCACUACAUUCUACGCCAAAACAAUAGGGACCAUCAGCCAAUUGUUUAACUACAACCUUAUGGAGGUAGACUGUGGUAGCCUAAAUACUGCCUUUUCUUUGUUUGUGUUAAAUUCAAGCUACUGAGAGUAAUUCCAAGAUAAAUUCCUGUUUUCCUCCCUCUUUGCUACACAUACACAAGCUUAUAUUUAUUAAGGAAAAGGUACCAAGUGACUAUCAUCAAAUCAAUGCCUUUUAAAGUGUCUUAAUAGUACCACUCCCUUGAAAUGCUGGUGUAAAAUUCCUUCUGUAAAUUAUCCAAAUUAUCCUUGUUAUUUGCACAAUGAACAGUAAGUGCAAGAGGAAAAACAGUUGCACUGUGGAAAUAGUUGGGCAGUGCAUUUCCCACACUGACAAACAGAAGGCACAGGACAAUGGUACUGGACUCAUAGGGAGCUGCCUAUUGGAUUUUAGAGUUAAGUGUCUUAAAGACGCUGAAGUAAACUGUGGCAUGUGUUUUCUCGUACUGUAUAGAUUGUCCUGAAAGGCUGAGUGUUUCACAUUAACAAAAUUAGAGCUGUUAACUUGCAACAAAGACAAAAUUUCAUUGGCCAUACAUUAAUGUGGCAGAUUUACAAAAGCAUCUACAGUCAGUACAUGUCAGUGUACCAGGUAAGUUGUAAAAAACAUUUGUUGGGACGUUCAAAAAUUCUCAACAGCAACAAAAAUGUCAGGAUGUAGAAGACACUGCCAUGAAUGCUGUAACAAGGAAAAGUUGUUUUAUCACCAUCCGGCUUCAACCAAAAACAUGGAAUGAAAGGAUGUGAAGCACAGCUGUUGACCUGUUCUGCCCACUGUGCCUCAAAAGAUUUUACAUCACAUUGCAUCACUGUGCUAAAUAAUAGACCUACGAUUUGAUGUUUCUGUAGAAUAUGGACCAGUUUUUUAAUAAUAACAUACAUGUUAUAGAUACUCGAUACGUUUUCAUUUUCUUUCCACAUAUUUAGCUGAAGAGGUCAGAGUGGUUCACAGAAACAAUCAAGACUGAUUAAAUUCAGCUUUGUCUUUUUACAAUAAACAUGUUGACAAUAAUAUUUAAUGUAUGUUUCUGUAAUCACUGUGUCUAUGACACUAAUAAAUUUCUACAACGCUUUUGCUA
Molecule: messenger RNA, 2552 nt
Organism: Betta splendens (Siamese fighting fish)
Lineage: Eukaryota; Metazoa; Chordata; Actinopteri; Anabantiformes; Osphronemidae
Product: sorting nexin-4-like
Exons: 14
Coding region: 34-1401 (455 amino acids)
Biological process (GO): protein transport
Molecular function (GO): phosphatidylinositol binding
Source: RefSeq, a predicted model, not a curated record